AUGCCAGAAGUGCUCAUUAAAUUGAGUAGUGAUAUGAAUUAUAGAAUUCAGAUUGCUCUUGAUAGGUUGAGAAAGAUUAAUAUGCCAUUUACAGUUGUUGAUCCAACUUCUAGUUUUAAAGUCAAAGAAUUUACUGUAUUAUCGGAAACACUUUCUGGAACUUCAUCAUCACUAGAAUCUUCUGGAAUACUUUCAAGAAAAUCUUUUAGUAAAAAACUCAAUAUAAGUAUCAUCACUAGAUAUGAAUUCAGAAUCACUUAUAUUGAUAAAUAA
Funneliformis mosseae is the source of this 273-nucleotide messenger RNA. The record is from the annotation of a GenBank genome assembly. NCBI's taxonomy places the organism in Eukaryota, Fungi, Glomeromycota, Glomeromycetes, Glomerales, Glomeraceae.